Cladophialophora bantiana CBS 173.52 is the source of this 912-nucleotide messenger RNA. RefSeq lists its product as uncharacterized. The coding region runs from base 1 to 912 and encodes 303 amino acids. Lineage: Eukaryota; Fungi; Ascomycota; Eurotiomycetes; Chaetothyriales; Herpotrichiellaceae. The transcript has a single exon. The record is from RefSeq and is a predicted model, not a curated record.
AUGGUCAUAUUAGGCGGCUUGGAGCUUGUCGCAGCCGGAUACCUGCUCAAGGAAAUCCACAACGACAGCAAAGAGGAACAAGAGAGGGAGCGAGAGAAAAGAAGGAGACGGAGACGCCAUUCUCGUGAAGACCAUCACCGCCCGCAUCGCUAUGAUGAUCCGAACCCGAACCGUCCAUCUCGUCCACCCCAGCAACAGCUCCAUCCACCCCAACAGCCUGGUGGUCCGCCACGACCAUACAGUGCACCGCCGCCGCAGAAUCGACCGUCGAUGAUGCCGAUGGCAGUGGCAAGUGCGCCAAUGUGGCACCCACCACAGCAACAUGGUCUGCCACCUCAGCAAAGGCCCCCGCAGAGUUAUGGGACAUGGCCGCAGGGACCAUCAUCACAACAGCAGCGACCAUCUCAACCCCAGCCUCAAUGGCAAGGCAGCCCCCCUCAAAACAAUACAAACAACAGUUUCGUCCCUCCACCCCUCCAGCGGCCCGCAACAGUGUAUCCCCCCCCAGGGGUGCACAUCGACCUGAAGACAGGCAAGAUCCAGCAUGAUAUGUAUCCGCCGGAGAUGCCUCGCCCCGGAGAAGCACGAGAGUACUAUGAAGGAGCGCGCAAAGAAUAUGACCGUGUACGAGAAAAUUCAGCGCCCUCCCAGCAACGGCCGCAAUAUCAGCAGCCUCAUGGAGCAGAAAACGGCCAGCACAGUUAUUCGCAGCCUCAGAUUAACGUCACGCCAGCACACGUGCCUACACCGCCACCGCGACAGGGAUACGCAGAACUCGAUGCGGAGACUCCCGGUCGGUAUCGCCCCUACGGCAAUGAAAAAACUGGAAGAGGAAAGUCAAACUCGUUCUCGGGGCGGUACAGGGAUGAUGACAUGGAUAUGCGGGAUCCCCCGCCCGCUUACCGCGAGUGA